GGGAAGUUCUCUCAGAGCGCCAGUAAACAGGUUUUUCAGUGUGGGGCGCGCGGAGGAGCAGAGCGCGCUAUGGGAGACGCGCCGGCGCUGGAGAGACGGGUCUCCCCGCUGAAGAACUUCGUGGCUGGGGGAGUGGGAGGAGCCUGCCUGCUAUUCGCUGGACACCCGCUGGAUACCAUCAAGGUUCGGCUUCAGACUCAGCCGAAAGCCUCGGGUCCUCAGUAUGUGAUCUAUACAGGAACGUACGACUGCCUUCGCAAGACCGUCUCCCGAGAGGGGGUGCUGGGUCUGUAUAAGGGGAUGGGAGCUCCGCUGGCCGGUGUUGCGCCGAUGAUGGCCAUCAGCUUCUUUGGGUUUGGUUUGGGGAAGCAGCUGCUGCAGAGCGACCCGUCCGUUCCUCACACGUAUACACAGAUCUACCUGGCGGGGAUGUUAGCAGGGGUCUUCACCACUGUGAUUGUAGCUCCAGGAGAAAGAAUCAAGUGUCUUCUUCAGGUACAGUCCAGCGCCGGUCAGCUAAAAUACGCCGGGCCUAUGGACUGUGCAGUCAGACUGUAUAAAGAACAGGGGAUUCGUAGCGUUUACAAGGGAACCGUCCUCACUCUUAUCAGAGAUGUGCCUUCCAGUGGCCUGUACUUUCUAACAUACGAGUACUUAAAGCAUGUCCUCACUCCUGAGGGUCAAAGCGUUCAGCAGCUCAGCACGCCCAGGAUUCUCCUGGCUGGGGGCACUGCUGGUAUUCUCAACUGGGUGAUCGCUCUUCCACCUGAUGUGCUCAAGUCCAACUUCCAAACAGCUGCUGAUGGACGUUAUAAAGGUUUAGUUGACGUCUUACGAACACUGAUACGGGAGGAAGGAGCCAAGGCCCUUUACAAAGGCCUGAGCGCUGUCAUGCUACGAGCUUUUCCUGCUAAUGCGGCUUGUUUUCUAGGUUUUGAAGUAGCUCUAAAGUGCUUGAACUGGCUCGCCCCAUCCUGGUGAUUUCUAUACAUGCUGCUGACACUGCUGCUGAUCACUUCUGGCCUACUAAACUGAGCUUUAUAUACAGCUCUGGAAAAAAAAGAGACCAAGAUAUUUUUCUUUGAUUUUACUGAACUGAAAACUUCUGGAAUAUAAUCAAGAGGAAGAUGGAUGAUCACAAGCCAUCAAACCACCAAACUGAACUGCUUGAAUUUUUUCACCAGGAGUAAAGCAGCAUAAAGUUAUCCAAAAGCAGUGUGUAAGACUGGUGGAGGAGAACAUGAUGCCAAGAUGCAUGAACACUUUGAUUAAAAAAUAUUGAUUUUCUAAACUCUUAAAACUUUAUGAAUAUGAACUUGUUUUCUUUGCAUUAGAUAGAUAGAUAGAUAGAUAGAUAGAUAGAUAGAUAGAUAGAUAGAUAGAUAGAUAGAUAGAUAGAUAGAUAGAUAGAUAGAUAGAUAGAUAGAUACUUUAUUGAUCCCCGGGGGGAAAUUCUUGGCAUCCAGCAGCAGGUUACACAAUACACAAAGUUAAAAAAGAUAAAAUAUAAAAUAUAAAGAUACAUAUAAAUACAAUCAAAUAAGAAAUAGAAUAUACAGUGUAAAUGUACAGUCUUCGUGUGUGUGUGUGUGUGUAAUGGAGAUGGAGAAUGGAGGUAGUGCAGUUGAACACAAUAGACAGUGAACACCAGUUGAUGUGCAUAAUGUGAGGAUAACUGAUGUCAGCCAAACAGAAAGUGCAAAUACACAGUUAUAUAAUAAUUAUUUGAGAUCUGAAAGCUCUGCAUCUUUUUUUUUUUUUUUUCAGCCAUUUCUCAUUUUCUGCAGAUAGAUGCUCUUUAAUUACAAUAUUUUUAUUUGGAAUUUGGGAGAAAUGUUGUCUGUAGUUUAUAGAAUAAAACAACAAUGAUCAUUUUACUCAAACAUAAACCUAUAAAUAGCAAAAUCAGAGAAACUGAUUCAGAAACUGAAGUGGUCUCUUAAUUUUUCCCAAAGCUGUAUAUAUGAAAACUCUUCAAGUGACCUCACUGAAAUGUGAAUGUGGAAAUGUGGAUCUCCUCCACAGCUUUAAUGUUUAAGGUCUGUAAGUAGUAGAGCUGGUUGAUAUGGUAAGCAUUUUUUGUCAUGAUAUUUAAGGACAUUUUUAUGAUAUUUAUCACAGUAUUUAUCACAAAGUUUUGAUACGCAGACAAAAUGCAUCAGCAGUGGCAGAUUGUUAAUAGUUCUUAAAAUAAUAAAAAAUGAAAUACUCUUUUAUAUUAUAGUUGCAUAGUGCAGUGAUUGUAUAUUUUUAAUACAUAUGAUUGCAUUUUUUACACUCUACAUAAUGACAUGUACAGUUGGAUGAGUGUUCUUUAUUUACUGAUGCAUAUUGUUAAUUCAAUAAGACAAUUUAUCAAGAUAUGAUAAAAUACCAUCAUAUUGCCCAGCUCUAUUUGUAAGGCCCUGUUUUAUCGUUUUGUUUUUACAUCAAGCCUAAUUUGUUAGAGUGUGUGGACAAUUCUUUUCUAUACAUAAUUGAUGGAACCAUGAACUAGGCUCUCUACUCGGAGAAUGUCUGUCCAUCAGUUUGUGACCUCAAGCUCAGGCAUGCUUGGGUUCUGCAGCAGGACAAUGAGCCUAAGGACACCAGCAAGUCCACCUCUGAAUAACUAAAUAAAAAAAAGAAAUACAAAAUAAAAUGAAUGUUUUUGAGUGGCCUAGUCAAAGUCUGAUAUUCUAAUCUUGAUAUUCUGAUAUUCUAAUUAUGUUCUAUUCAUUAAACCAGUUUAACAGCAGUAAAUUACUACACUUAAAAGUCUUGAGAAAUUGCUAGUAGCUGGAACUGCUAGCAUGUAUUAAUAUUAAAAACAUGGCAACAUUGCAAUGCAUUACAGAUACUUACAGUAUGUUAGAGAUGUUUACUCUUUUAACAUAUGGAAUUAUCUUCUGUUUGCAUUCUGAUUAAUUGUUCAGUUAUCUACACGUCUAAAUAAUGUCUAUCCAAAGAUGUACAAAUGAAGUGUUUUAUGUUAUUAUUGUGUUACUGAUAGUGUAUGUACAAAAUUGUAAUUAUAAAUCAACUUCAAAUUGUUUGCUGUUUGAUGGUGGUUUGGAAGGAUGAUUGUUCAAAAUUUGUAUUUUUUUAAAAAACAAAUAUUGUUUUUUAAUAAAAAGUAAUUUUGUGUUAAUUUA
Astyanax mexicanus (Mexican tetra) is the source of this 3134-nucleotide messenger RNA. RefSeq names its product mitochondrial carnitine/acylcarnitine carrier protein. Gene Ontology annotation, biological process: mitochondrial transport; carnitine transmembrane transport. The record is from RefSeq and is a predicted model, not a curated record. The coding region runs from base 70 to 981 and encodes 303 amino acids. Gene Ontology annotation, molecular function: O-acyl-L-carnitine transmembrane transporter activity. The transcript has 9 exons. Lineage: Eukaryota; Metazoa; Chordata; Actinopteri; Characiformes; Acestrorhamphidae. Gene Ontology annotation, cellular component: mitochondrial envelope.